AUGGAGCCUGAAGACCUGCCUUGGCCUGGAGAGCUCGAGGAGGAGGAGGAGGAGGAGGAGGCGGGAGAGGAGGAGGAGGUACAGGAGGAGGAGGUACAGGAGGAGAAGGAAGAGGUGGAGAAGCCGGAGAACUUGGAUGAGGAUGAAGUGGUAACGGUGGAGGACGAGGAGGUAGAGGAAAGGCGGGAACUGGACGCGGACUUUAACUAUGAGAGCCAGCCUCUGGAAAGUACCGACGACGACGAGGAGGAUGAGGAGGCCAAAGCCUGGCUGCAGGCGCACCCCGGCGGGACCUUGCCUCCAACGUCGCUGCCCAAGCACCGCUACUCCGAGAUCGAGCCAGCCGGCCCGGAUAAGGUUGUUCCAUUGACCAGUCAUGUAUGGCAGCAGUCAUAUCAAGACAAGAACAGAACACCUAUUUCUGAUUCUAAUGUGGUCUCUUUGGAAGAAACAGCUCAGUGGGACUCUGAGGAUGAUCAGAAAACAGAAUCUUGGCAUUUUCUUCCUCAAGAAAUCGACUCUUCCCACACCUCGGAUACAACCCACACCAGGUUUAAAGUGAGAGAGGAAGGGACAGAAAUGACAGACUUUCCCUCUGUGGAGGAAGGUAUAUUGACCCAAUCAGAAAAUCAAGUAAAGGAACCCAACAGAGAUCUCUUUUGUUCUUCAUUGCUAGUCAUACAGGACAGCUUUGCUUCUCCUGAUUUGCCUUUGCUGACAUGUUUGACACAAGACCAAGAGUUUGGACUUGAUUCCUUAUUUCACCAAAGUGAACUAGAUUUUGCGCCUCUGAGGGCGAUUCCUGAGAAGGCAGGAUCUUCAAACAUUAUUUACCCACUGAAAGUAUCAACUUCAGAUUCUUUGUUUUUGCAAGAUUUAAAGCAGCAAACCUUUGAAGAAGUUGCAGAUUCUUCAGACUAUAUUUUGGGUAAGAAUGUAAAUUCUAGUCAUGUCAUUGAACGUCCAUCUGCAGCUAUAGGAAGCAGCUUUUCAGCAAACUUGGUGGCAUAUGAUGCAAAGUCACAAGGUGCUUUACCAAUGACCAGUGAUGCAUCAUUAAUUGCAGUUGGCCAAGAGACAUUGCUGAAAGCUGAUACAGGCCUAGGUGAAAUUCCUCGGCCUAUGGGAGCCAAGUCCAGUUUUACAGUACAUACAAUUAUACAAAAUGACUCCUAUUUUGUAGAAGGCCUGCAAGGGAAGUCUGAGUCUGAGUCUGACAUCGGUACUCUGGGUGAUGAUACUGAAUGCUAUAGCCUAGAUGAAAAUGCUGUUGUAUGCAGUAAAAGAUCUACUGAGCUACAAAGAGAGAUGUGUGACCAAGGUGACUUGAGUGGUGAGUGCAUUGAGGUAGCACAUUUAGAAAAUAUGCUUGAUGAUCUAGAGAUUUGUGACAGCUCCUUGCCCUGGCAAUCUGUUUUACAACCACCCAAGGAAGAGAGCAGUUUUGAAAAGCCUGUAGGCCAUUCUGAUAUGGAUAUUGAUCGGUCUUUUGCAUCUGUAUUGCCUUCAUUUGUUCCUCAGGAGCCAAUCGGAGAGUUGGAGUAUCAGUCUUCAGAUCUCAGAAUGUUGAGGGUGUCUCCUGAGAUUGUACCAAAGACUCUCAAACAUUUAUCAGGAGAUAUUUCUGAAGGAAGCAUAACUGAAAUUACUCUAUCCAACUUGAAGGCAGGCAUCACUACCACUUCUGGAGAUUCAGAUAUUGGAUCUUAUUUACCCUUGACCCCUGAGGACUUUCCUCAGUUUGUUGUAAGAUCUUCUGUGGAGAAUACUCUUCAUCUACAUACUGACAAUCUUAACAAACAGAUAUUGGCAGAUGGCCAUGUAACAGAAGAGGCACUAAAAGUUUUAGCUGUUCCUGAAUUAUCUGACCAGAAGGCUGGGAUAUCAACACUACCCUCUAGUUCCUAUUCAUUAAGAGAGAAGCCCAGUAUUUUCUACCCACAGCCCUUGAGAGACAAUCAAACUGAAGGAACUCUAACAGUUUCAGGUGUUCCUGGACCUACUGACCAGAAGACCAGCCCAUCUACAAUACCUCCAAGUUCCUACUUAGUUGGAGAGAAGCACAGUAUCUUCUCCCAACAGGCAUUGCCAGAUAGUGAUCAAACUGAAGAGGCUCCAAAAGUCUCAGCUGUUCUUGGUCCUGCUGACCAGAAGAGUGAGAAAACAGCACUGCCUUCUAGCUCCUUUUCACACAGAGAGAAACACAUUGUUUUCUCUCAGCAACAACUCCCAGACAGUCAUCUAACUGAACAGGCUCAGAAAGUUUCAGCCACUGCUGGACCAGCUGAUCAAGUGACUAUGAUACCAACAGUAUCAUCUACUUUAUACUCACAUACAGAGAAGCCCCAUAUUUUCUUUCGAGAGACAUUGCCAGAGAGUCAUCUACCUGAACAGUCUCAACAAGAUGUAGCUGUUUCUAUAUUUGCUGACCAGAAGACUGGGAUACCAACAGGAACCCCUACUUCUUUCUCACAUGGAGAGAUACCCCUUAUUUUCCAGCAACAGACAUUGCCAGGAAGUCAUCUACCUGAACAGGCUCAGAAAGUUUCAGCUGCUCCUGGAUCCACUGAGCAGAAAACAGGAAUACCAACAGUAUCCUCUACUUCUUUCUCACAUGGACAGAAGGCCACUAUUUUCUACCAGCAAGAGCUGAGAGACAGUCAUCUACCUGAACAGUCUCAGCAAGCUGCAGCUGUUUCCAGAUUUGCUAACCAGAAGGCUGAGAUACCAACAGGAACCUCUACUACUUUCUCACAUGGAGAGACACCCCUUAUUUUCCAGCAACAGACAUUGCCAGGAAGUCAUCUACCUGAACAGGCUCAGAAAAUUUCAGCUGCUCCUGGAUCCACUGAGCAGAAAACAGGAGUACCAACAGUGUCCUCUACUUAUUCAUAUAGAGAGAACCCCAAUCUUUUCUACCAACAAAAGUUGCUGGAGAGUCAUGUACGUGAACAGUCUCAGCAAGCUGCAACUGUUUCUGGGUUUGCUGACCAGAAGACUGGGAUACCAACAGGAACCUCUACUUCUUACUCACAUGGAGAGACACCCCUUACUUUCCAGCAACAGACAUUGCCAGGAAGUCAUCUACCUGAACAGGCUCAGAAAGUUUCAGCUGCUCCUGGAUCCACUGAGCAGAAAACAGGAAUACCAACAGUGUCCUCUACUUAUUCACAUAGAGAGAACCCCAGUCUUUUCUACCAGCAAAAGUUGCCCAAGAGUCAUCUACCUGAACAGUCUCAACAAGAUGCAGCUGUUUCUGUAUUCACUGACCAGAAGACUGGGAUACCAACAGGAACCUCUACUUCUUUCUCACAUGGAGAGACACCCCUUAUUUUCCAGCAACAGACAUUGCCAGGAAGUCAUCUACCUGAACAGGCUCAGAAAGUUUCAGCUGCUCCUGGAUCCACUGAGCAGAAAACAGGAAUACCAACAGUGUCCUCUACUUAUUCACAUAGAGAGAACCCCAGUCUUUUCUACCAAGAAAAGUUGCCCAAAAGUCAUGUACGUGAACAGUCUCAGCAAGCUGCAAUUAUUUCUGGGUUUGCUGACCAGAAGACUGGGAUACCAACAGGAACUUCUACUUCUUACUCACAUGGAGAGAAGGCCACUAUUUUCUACCAGCAAGAGCUGAGAGACAGUCAUCCACCUGAACAGUCUCAGCAAGCUGCAGCUGUUUCUGUAUUCACUGACCAGAAGACUGAGAUACCAACAGGAACCUCUACUUCUUUCUCACAUGGAGAGACACCCCUUAUUUUCCAGCAACAGACAUUGCCAGGAAGUCAUCUACCUGAACAGGCUCAGAAAGUUUCAGCUGCUCCUGGAUCCACUGAACAGAAAACAGGAGUACCAACAGUGUCCUCUACUUAUUCACAUAGAGAGAACCCCAGUCUUUUCUACCAGCAAAAGUUGCCCAAGAGUCAUCUACCUGAACAGUCUCAGCAAGCUGCAGCUGUUUCCAGAUUUUCUGACCAGAAGACUGGGAUACCAACAGGAACCUCUACUUCUUACUCACAUGGAGAGACACCCCUUACUUUCCAGCAACAGACAUUGCCAGGAAGUCAUCUACCUGAACAGGCUCAGAAAGUUUCAGCUGCUCCUGGAUCCACUGAGCAGAAAACAGGAAUACCAACAGUAUCCUCUACUUAUUCACAUAGAGAGAACCCCAGUCUUUUCUACCAGCAAAAGUUGCCCGAGAGUCAUCUACCUGAACAGUCUCAACAAGAUGCAGCUGUUUCUGUAUUCACUGACCAGAAGACUGGGAUACCAGCAGGAACUUCUACUUCUUACUCACAUGGAGAGAAGGCCACUAUUUUCUACCAGCAAGAGCUGAGAGACAGUCGUCUACCUGAACAGUCUCAGCACGCUGCAGCUGUUUCGGUAUUCAGUGACCAAAAGACUGAGAUACCAACAGGAACUUCUACUUCUUUCUCACAUGGAGAGAUACCCCAUAUUUUCUAUCAACAGAUAUUGCCGGGAAAUCAUCUCACUGAACAAGCUCUGAAAGUUUCAGCUCCUUCUGGACUUAAUGACCAAAGGAGUGGAAUAUCAACAGUAUCCUCUACUUCUUACUCACAUACAGAGAAGCCCCAUAUUAUCUACCAACAGGAGUUGCCAAUUAGUCAUUUAACUAAGGAGGCUCAGAAAGUUCCAGCUGUCCCUGGACCAGCUCAACAGAAGACUGGGAUAGCAGUAAUACCCCAUACUUCCUACUUACAUAGAGGGAAGACCGUUUUUUUCUCCCAGCAAGAGUUUCCAGAUAGUCAUCUAAGCAAAGAGGCUCUAAAAGUCUCAUCUGUUCGGGGACCAGCUGAGCAGAACACUGGAAUACCAUCAGGAGCCUCUGGGUCCUACUCAUUUGAAGAGAAACCCAGUGUUUUUUAUAAGCAGACAUUACCAGAUAGUCAUCUGACUGAAGAGUCUCUGAAAGUUUCAUCUCUUCUUGGUGACCAGAAGACUAGUAUACUAACAGUACCCUCUAGUUCCAACUCACAUAGAGAGAAGCCCGGUAUUUCCUACCAACAGGAGUUGCCAGACAGUCAUUUAACUGAACAGGCUCAGAAAGUUUCAGCUGUUCCUGGACCAGCUGAACAGAAGACUGGGACACCAACAAUAACCUCUGCUUCUUACUUUCAUAGAGAGAAGCCCUUUAUUUUCAACACACAGGGCUUGCCAGACAGUCAUCUACCUGAAGAGGCUCUGAAAGUUACAGCUGUUCCUGAACUAGCUGACCAGAAGGCUGGGUUGCCAUCAGAACCUUCUGGUUCCUACUCACAUAGAGAGAAGCCCAUUAUUUUUUAUCCACAGGGUUUACCAGACAGUCAUCUCACUGAAGAGGCUCUGAAAGUUCCCACCAUUUCUGGACCAGCUGACCAGAAGACUGGGAUACCAACAGUACCCUCUACUUCGUAUCCACGUGGAGAGAAGCAUGUUUUUAUCUCGCCACAGGCCUUGCCAGACAGUCAUCUACGUGAAGAGGCUCUAAAAGUUUCAGCUGUUUCUAGACCAGCUGACCAGAAGAUUGGGUUGCCAUCAGAACCUUCUGGUUCCUACUCACAUGGAGAAAAGCCCAUUAUUUCCUACCCACAGGGUUUGACAGAGAGUCAUUUACCUGAAGAGGCUCUGAAAGUUAUAGCUGUUCCUGAACCAGGUCACCAGAAGAUUGGGAUACCAUCAGAACCUUCUGGUUCCUACUCACAUAGGGAAAAGCCCAUUAUUUUCUACCCACAGGGCUUGACAGAGAGUCAUUUACCUGAAGAAGCUCUGGAAGUUUCUGGUGUCCCUGGAACAGGUGAUCAGAAGACUGGGAUACCAACAGUACCUACAAGUGCCUACUCAGUUGGAGGGAAGUCCAUUAAUUUUUACCAACAGGCCUUACCAGAUAGACGUAUCACAGAAGAGGCUCUGAAUGUUUCAGCUUCUCCUGAACCAGCUGAACAGAAGACUGGGUUACCUACAGUAUCUUCUCCUUCCUACUCUCAAAGAGAGAAGUCCUUUAUUUUCUACCCACAGGCCUUGCCAGAUAGUCAGCUAACUGAAGAGGCUUUGAAAAUUUCUGCUGUUCCUCUACCAGGUGACCAGAAUACCAGAAAACGAACAGCAAUUUCUAAUUCUUACUCACAUAGAGAUGGGCCUAUUAUUUCUUACCAACAGGAGUUGCCAGGUAGUCAUCUAACUGAAGAGGCUCUGAAAGGUUCAGGUGUUCCUGGAACAGCUGACCAGAAGACUGGGAUACCUGCAGUACCAUCUAAUUCCUAUUCAUAUAGAGAGAAGCCCAUCAUUUCUUAUAAGCAAGAUCUUACUCAAGAGGUUUUAAAAGUUUUAGGGGGUUCCAGACCAGCUGGCCAGAAAACUGGGAUACCAGUAGUAACCUCUACUUCUUACUCUCAUGAAGAGAAGCCCAUCAUUUCUUAUCAGCAAGAGUUGCCAGAUCAUAAUGAAGAUGCUUUAAAAAUUUUAGUAGUUCCUGGACCAGCUGACCAGAAGACUGAUAUACGAAUUGUUCCCUCUUCUUCCUAUUCACAUAGAGAGGUCCCCAUCUCUUCUUACCAGAAGGAGUUUCCAGAUAUUACUGAAGAAACUUUGGAAGUUUCAACUGUUGCUGGACCAACUGAACAGAAGACUGGAAUACGAAUAAUCCCCUCAGGUUCCUACUCAUACAGAGAAAAGGGUGGUACUUUUUACCAACAUGAGUUGCCAGAUACUACUGAAGAAGCUUUAAAAGUUUUUGUUCUUCCUGUGCCAGCUGGCCAAAAGAGUGAGAUAUCAGCAGGACCUUCUAGUUCUCACUCCCUUGAAGAGAAACCCAAGAUUUCAACUGUAGUUUUACCAGAUGACCAGAAGACUGAGUUAUCAACAGCUUCCUCUACUUCCUACUCACAUAGAGAAAAGCCCAAGAAUUUAACUGUGAUUGGAUCAGACAACCAGAAGACUCCGUUACUGACAGUUUUUCGUAAUUCUUAUUCUCAGAGAGUGAAGCCUAGUAUUUUCUUUAAACAGCAUUUGCCAGGUGGGCAUCAUAGUGAAGAUAUCGUGAAGGCUUCAUCUGUCCCUGAACCAACUGACGUGAAUUCUGAGAUACCUAUUUCUAGUUCCUAUUCAAACAGAGAGAAAUCUAAUAUUUUAUCUGCACAGGAAUUGCCAGAGAAACAUCUAACUGAAGAUGUACUGAAGGUAUCCACAGUUCUAGAACCAGAUAACCAGAAAACUGUGUUACCAACAGCUCCUCCUCAUUUUUUUCCACACAGAGAAAAACCAAAUAUAUUCUAUCAACAGGAUUUGCCAGAUAGACAUCUAACUGAAGAUUCUCCAAAGUUCUCAAGUGGUCUUGGGCAAGCUGAUGAGAAUACUGGGUUAUCAACAGGUCACUCUGGUACUUAUUCACAUAGUGAGAAGCACAAACUUGUUUCAGACCAUGUCCAAAGGCUAAUAGAUAAUUUGGAUUCUUCUAACUCUAGUAUUAUCUCAAACAAUAUGCCUUUAAAUUCUCAAGGUGAUUAUAGAGUUGUAGUAAAUAAGACAGAACCUUCAGGUUUUGAAGAUGUUGGCUCUGAGGAAAUCCAAUAUACAGAUAAUAGUUCUAAAACUCUUAAACAGAUUCAGACACUUUUAAUGGAGGCAGAAAAUAUAGCACUGAAACGAUGUAAUUUUCCUGCUCCCCUUGUACCUUUCAGAGAUGUUAGUGAUAUUUCAUUUAUUCAAUCUAAGAAGGUUGUUUGCUUCAAAGAACCCUGUACACCUGAUGAAUCCAAUGGUGAUUUGCCUCAGAGAAAGCCAUUCACAGAGGAGAACCCAAGCAGCAAGUACAUACAGAAGGAUAUUAACACAGAGGCGAAUCUGAAAUGCCAGAGAGGCAUUGAAAAUUGGGAGUUUAUUAGUUCAACUACAGUUAGAAGUCCUAUACAGGAAGCAGAAAGCAAAGCCAGAGUGGCAUUAGAUGAAACCCUUAGGCAAUAUAAAGCAGCCAGAUCUGUAAUGAGAUCUGAACCUGAAGGGUGUAGUGGAACCUUUGGAAAUAAAAUUCUUUUCCCUAUGAUGACUAUCAUAAAAAGUGAUUCAAGUAGUGAUGCAAGUUCCUGCUCAUGGGACAGUAAUUCCUUAGAGUCAGUUUCUGACGUUCUACUAAACUUAUUUCCAUAUGCUUCACAGAAGACAAGCAUGACAGAUAGCAGAGAGGAAGAGUGUGUGUCCGAGAGUGAUGAUGGGGGUGGUAGUAGUGUAGAUUCACUGGCUGCACAUGUGAAAAACCUUCUGAAAUGUGAAUCCUCAUUGAACCAUGCUAAACAAAUACUCAGAAAUGCAGAGGAAGAGGAAUGCCGGGUACGCGCACGAGCCUGGAAUCUGAAGUUUAAUAUGGCUCAUGAGUGUGGCUACUCCAUUUCCGAAUUAAAUGAAGAUGACAGGAGAAAAGUAGAAGAGAUCAAAGCAAAAUUGUUUGGCCAAGAUGACUUAUCCAAGGGGUUGCAGAGUCCACGGGGAAUAGGAUGCAAGCCAGAAGCUCUGUGUAGUCAUGUUAUUAUUGAGAGCCAUGAAAAAGGAUGUUUCAGGACUCUCUCUUCCAAACAACCACAGCUGGACAGCCAUCCCUGUGUCUUCAGAUCAGCUGAACCCUUAGAAAUUAUCAGAAGACAACGGAGCCCAUUAUCAUGGAGACCCAGACACAUCAACCUUUCCAAAUCACUAGACCAGAGCAACCCCCACUUCAAAGUUUGGAAUUCCUUGCCGUUACAAAAUCAUUCCCCAUUUCAAAACUUUACAGGUGACGACUUCAGAAUUACCAAGGAUUUUCGAAUGCCAUUUCGUGAAAAGAUGGACCCUUGGCUGUCAGAAUUAGUAGAACCUAAUUGUUUGCCACCUGAAGAAAUGGAUUGUCAUUCUUCAUCACAAAUGCUGCCCCCAGAAUCCAUGAAAAAGUUUACCUCCAUCACUUUUUCAUCUCACCGACAUUCUAAAUGCUUUUCAGAUUCCUCUGUUCUUAAGGUUGGUGUUACUGAAGAUAGCCAGUGUUCUGGAACAUCUGUAGGGGUAUUUAAUUCUCAUUCCACUGAAGAGCAGAGUCCUCCUAGAGAUCUAAAACAGAAAACUUCUUCCUCAUCAUUAUUUAAAAUCAUUAGUCAUUCACCAGAUAAAGCUGUGACUAUUUUAGCAGAGAGUAGUAGCCAAGGCCAAAAAUUAUCUGCUGAGCAUUCCCACCAAGAAGAGAAACUUUUAGAAAAACCAGAUUUUAAAGGCAAUCAUUCUGAGCCCAGUACCAAUACAAAUUGUAGCAAAUUCAAAGAAGUCCAUUUCUCUGAUAACCAUACUCUCAUUAGCAUGGGCAGACCAAGUUCCACACUAGGAGUAGAAGAGAAGAAUGUAACUUUAACUCCAAAUCCUCCACAUAUAUUUCUUGAACAACAAGAGCUCUUUGAACAAAGCAAAGCCCCACAUUCAGAUCACUAUGUUAGAAAACACCAUUCUCCUCCUUCUCAACAUCAGCAUUAUGUGAUUCCAAACCUUCCUUGUCACAUUUUUCUUGAAAACCGAGAACCCUUGGAACAAAGCAAAACCCCACAUGUAGACCAUCAGAUGAGAGAACACCACUCUCCCCUUCCUCAAGGUGAGGAUUAUAUAGCUUCAGACCUUCCUUCUUCCAUUUUUCUUGAACAACGUCAGCUCUUUGAACAAAGCAAGGCCCCAGAUAUAGAUCACCACAUUAAAAAACAAUAUUCCCCUCUUCCUCAAGAUCAGGAUUGUGUAGUAGAAAACAGUGGUCAACAUAAGCCUAAAUCACACAUUUCUAACAUAAAUGUUGAAACUAAGGUCAAUAAUGUGGCCUCCCAAUCAGCCCCAAAUCAACGUACAUUAGUAAUAUCUCCUGCAUCUACUCCACCUUCAAACAGAAAAGCACUUUCUUGUGUGCAUAUAACUAUUUCCCCCAAGACUUCUUCCAGCUUGGAUAACAGAGCCUUAGAUAAAAGAUUUCUUUCAUUGGAUCCUGCUUCUAAAACAAGGAUGAAUAGUGAGUUUAAUCCUGACCUACAAACUAUAUCUUCAAGAAUAUUGGGACCAACCUCCAAAUUACUGAUCAGUAAACCUGUACCACAUGAUCAAGAAUCUUUAGGUUUUCUAGGACCUAAAUCUUCACCGGACUUUCAAGUCAAACAGUCUCUUCAAGAUGGUAAUACUGGCACUAAAGACUUGAAAACCAGACCUUUUCAAAAUAGCCAGAUAGUAACAUCAAGGCAAACACAAGUGAACUUUUCAGAUUUGGAAGAAUAUUCCAAUCCAGAAGGGACUUCAAUAUCUGCAGAUCGAUCACUGGAGAUUAAACCCGCAUUUUCUGCCUUCUCUGGAAAAUUAUCAUCUGAUGCAGUCACUCAGAUUACAACAGAAAGUCCAGGAAAGGCUAUGUUUUCAUCUGAGAUUUUUAUUAAUAGUGAAGAUCGCGGACAUGAAAUUUCAAAGCCCAGUUCCCAGAAGGUGGGCAAAGUUCCUGUCAGGUUUGCUUCAUCAUCUUCAGUCCCACAGGUUACUAUUCCUGAUGGCACAAAUGGAGCCCAGCCUUCACUGUUGCCAUAUAAACCUUCUGGCAGUGUGAAGAUGUACUAUGUUCCACACUUAGGUCAAAUUCCUUCAUCUCUGGAUUCCAAGUCAGACACCACCAUUGAGAGCUCACACUCAGGAUCCAAUGAUGCCAUUGCUCCACACUUCCCAGCUCAGGUGCUAGGCACCAGAGAUGAUGACCUAGCACUUCCUGUUAAUAUAAAACAUAAAGAGGGGAUCUACAGUAAGAGGGCAGCAGCCAAGACAUCCUCAUUGGUGGGGCAAAAACCUUUUCAGAAAGAUAGUGCAGAUGCCCAAGUUCAAGUUCUUAUCAGUGAAGAUGAGAACCUCUCAGACAAAAACAAGAAAAAGGGGAUCUACAAUAAAAAGGCAAUGACUAAGCCUGCCCAAUCUGAAGAAACAGACUUCUUGCAGAAAGACACUGCAGAUUCUAGUGAUGCUGUUGCUGCAAAGCUCUCAGCUCAACUACAAGACACAAAGAUUGAAAGGCUGCCAGACACUAAAGCCAUUAAACAGAAAGAGGAGAUCCAUAGUAAGAGGACAUUUCCUAAGGAAGCCUGGACAGAAGAUAAAGAAUCCUUGCAGAUAAAUAUUGAAGAGUCCAGAUGUCAUUCAGAAUUUGAAAAUACUACCCAUUCUGUGUUCAGGUCAGCCAAGUUUUACUUUCAUCAUCCAGUGCACCUGCCAAGUGAUCAAGACUUUUGUCAUGAAUCUUUAGGGAAAAGUGUUUUCAUGAGGCAAUCUUGGAAAGAUUUCUUUCACCAUCAUCCAAACAAACAACAUAGUUGUCUGCCUCCCCCUUCUCAAAAUGAGGAAAAGACAAAGACCGAUUAUACCAGAAUAGAGAGUGUCAGUAUCGAUGUAAAUUUGGAAAACAAAGAAGUGAUGCAUCCUACUAAAAGUCAGGCUAGAGAUUCUGCAAAGUGUGACAAACAAAUUAAUGAUCAAAAAAAGGAUCUUCAAGUCACCCCAGAGCCCACAGCUCAGCACAUUACAAGUUUGAAUGAACUCUGGAACAAGUAUCAGGAGCGACAGAAGCAGCGGAAACCUCCAGGGUUCAGUGAUAGGAAAGAAGUAUCCUUAGUGGAGCGACUUGAUCGUUUGGCUAAACUUCUUCAGCAUCCCAUCACGCAUUCUCUUUGGCCCUUAGACAGCACACAGGAUGAUAGCAGAGAGCAACAAGAUGCUAAAGAAUGCAGGGGUAGACAGCAACAACAGAAAAACAAGCUUCAGAAAAAGAAGCGGUAUAAAAGCUUGGAGAAAUGCUAUAAAAACAUAGGAGAUAUUAAAAAAAGCAAGGUGCUCUCUACUCAUGAAUCUGGAGGUUCCAAUCAGAUUAAAAUUGAACAGGUUAAAUUUGAUAAAUAUAUUCUGAGAAAACAGCCAGAUUUUCAUUAUAUGAACAGCACUUCUUCAGAUUCUAGACCGUCAGAGGACAGUGAGCUGCUCACAGAUACUGCCACCAACAUCCUUUCCACCACCACCUCUCCCGUGGAAUCAGAUAUAUUGACCCAAACAGAUAAAGAAAUGAUUUUGCAUGAGAGGAGCAGCUCUACUUCCACCAUUGACACUGCCCGAUUGAUCCAGGCUUUUGGCCAUGAGAGAGUUUGUUUGUCACCCAGGCGAAUUAAAUUAUAUAGCAGCAUUACUGACCAUCAGAGGAGAUACAUUGAGAAACGGAGCAAGAACAAGAAGAAAACAUUGAGUACAAGUUAUCCCCAAAUGACUUCUGAACACACCAGAAGGAAACGCAUCCAGGUGACAAACCAUAUGAUUUCUUCUGACUCUAUUUCAUCUUCUACUGGUAGUUUCUGGAGCUCAAACUCUACCCUUUGCAACAAGCAAAAUGUACAUAUGUUAAAUAAGGGAGUGCAAGCAGGUAACUUGGAGAUUGUGAAUGGUGUCAGAAAACACACUCGAGAUGUUGGGGUGAUUUUCCCAACGCCAAGUUCUAGCGAGGUUAGAGUGGAAGAGGACAGUGAUGUGACUACUUGGUCAGAAGGAAAAAUAGAAGAAAAAAGGCUCAUUACCAGUUAUCUUGGGGACAAAAAGUUAAGGAAGAACAAGCAGAGUUGCUCUGAAGGAGUUUCAUGGUUUGUUCCUGUGGAAAAUGUGAAGUCUGGUCCUAAGAAGGAAAAUCUGCUCAAACAUCGUGGCCCCGGUAUCUCCUGGUUUGCACCAAUAACCAACAUCAAACCCUGGAGGGAACCACUCCGGGAACAGAACUGGCAGGGUCAGCACACAGACAGCCAUGGGUCACUAGCAGGCCCAGGCAGAGGUCCUCUGAAGCCAUUUGUGAGAGCAACUCUACAGGAAUCACUUCAGCUUCACAGGCCUGACUUCAUCUCCCGCUCUGGGGAGCGAAUAAAACGCCUGAAGUUAAUAGUCCAGGAAAGGAAGCUGCAGAACAUGUUUCAGAGUGAGCGGGAGGCACUGUUCAACACUGUGAGAGAAUGGCAGGGCCACCGGGACCCCAUGCGCCCGCUCCCUAAGAGAGGUUUCCUGGCUGCCCAGAAGGGCAGGCCCAUUGGAAAGAAGGAAAUGAUUCAGAGGUCUAAACGGAUUUAUGAGCAGCUCCCAGAAGUACAGAAGAAGAGAGAAGAGGAAAAGAGGAGACUGGAACAUAAGUCAUACCGGUUGCGAGCCCAGCUGUAUAAAAAGAAAGUGACCAACCGACUCUUGGGAAGGAAAGUUCCCUGGGACUGACAUAAAAUUAUUUUCUUCAGAGCCUUGGAAUUUUAUUUUAUCAACCCGAAGAAGCACAUUCCUUAGUUUUUAUGAGCCUGGUGUAAUAAAACUAACUCCUUAUCCAUGUGUAAUUUAGAAGCAGUGACCUUUCAGUCUGCGGCAGAGUGGUGAUUAUUAAUGGUUGGGAGCAAUACUCUCUCUACAUAGGCCUUGUCCACGGGGAUGUUUGCUAUAACCAUAUUAUCUCUUAAUUUCAGCCAAGAAAUAAUCCCUUUUUGUAUGUGUUUUUAUACUUUUAGAAAAUAAAUACCUUCUUAUUGGCUCAUUGUAAA
Molecule: messenger RNA, 13562 nt
Organism: Phyllostomus hastatus (greater spear-nosed bat)
Lineage: Eukaryota; Metazoa; Chordata; Mammalia; Chiroptera; Phyllostomidae
Gene: ALMS1
Product: ALMS1 centrosome and basal body associated protein
Exons: 24
Coding region: 1-13248 (4415 amino acids)
Biological process (GO): regulation of centriole replication
Cellular component (GO): centriole; centrosome; cytosol
Source: RefSeq, a predicted model, not a curated record